Messenger RNA from Penicillium canescens, 1722 nucleotides. RefSeq names its product alpha/beta-hydrolase. The record is from RefSeq and is a predicted model, not a curated record. Bases 1 to 1722 code for a protein of 573 amino acids. NCBI's taxonomy places the organism in Eukaryota, Fungi, Ascomycota, Eurotiomycetes, Eurotiales, Aspergillaceae. The transcript has 3 exons. Gene Ontology annotation, molecular function: dipeptidyl-peptidase activity.
AUGUCGUCCGGCCAGUCCAGGUUUCAGACCUCAACGGUCGAUGUCGCAGGCUACACGCGCAUCAAGCACAUCUACAUCCCCAUGCGCGAUGGCAUCAAGCUAUGCGCGGAUUUAAUCCUUCCAUUUUCUGCAUCGAAGGAUGGCCAGAAAGUCCCCGUAAUCUGCAGCAUGGGACCGUACGGAAAAGAUAUCCAUGCCUCUACGUUUGGGUUGCCCAAGACCCCGAUCUAUGCGGAGAUAUAUAAACAUAUCAGCCCGUUGGGUCCGGAUGCUGUGUUUGAGUUAUGUGAGCCUACGAUCUGGUGCCGAGACUACGGCUACGCUCUUCUUCGCGUCGACACGCGCGGUAUCGGAGGGAGUGAAGGAAGACUUGACCCGUUCGGUCUUGAGCGAUCUGUCAUUCUUGAUGCGGAUGCAGAAGGACAAGACCUCUACGACAUAACCGAAUGGGCCGGCACGCAACCCUGGUGCACUGGCAAAGUCGCCUUCAGCGGAAUCAGCUACUACGGGAUGGUCGGCUAUUGGGCAGCCAUGCAAAAGCCCCCACAUCUCACCUGCGUCCUGUCCUACGAGUCCCAAUGCAACAUGUACCACGCGGCGCGGAAGGGGGGCAUCUACAGUAACAAUUUCCAGUCGCAUUGGUUCAAUAAUAUUGUUCUUCCGUAUCAGGCGGGGAAGCAGGAUGGGUCGCGGACUGAUGAAGAGCUGGUGGCUAACAGGGUUGAUUUCCCCAAGUUGCUUGCUACGACCGAGUAUCCUGAUCAAUGCGUUUGGGCUGUGUUUGGCCGCGUGCGGAAACUCGAGGAUAUUGAAGUCCCCUUCUACCUAUCUGGGAACUGGACGGAUCCUGAACUGCACCUUGCGGGAAACAUUCGCGCAUUCAAUGGUAUUUCGUCGGAGUAUAAGUGGCUGGAGAUGCAUACGGGGAACCACCUCGGGGCCUUCUACGAACCGGAACACAUUGAGAUGCAGAGGAGGUUCCUCGACUACUUUCUCUUUGAUAAGAAGGAUAACGGGAUGCUCGAUGUGCCUCGUCUCCGUCUCCUUCAGCAACACGGCAAAGAUACACUCUACCGAGAGACUGAAACCGCGUUUCCUCCACCAGACGCAGAAGAUGCCGUCUUCUACCUAACGCCAGACCGGAACCUUUUACCAACAAACCCGGUUGGUGAGAACCGCACCACAUUCAAAACAAAAGGCUACGACCCCGAGUCCACGAAUCUUCAGUUCACCCUCGGAUCCCCCUUCCCGGAACCCUUCGAACUCCUCGGCUCCCCCUACCUCAACCUCGAAGUAAGCACAGCGGCCCAAGACCUCGACCUCUUCAUCUACCUCCGCGCCAUCGACGCCAACGGUGAACCCAUCAUCCUCUCCGGCAACCACGGCGAACCCAUGGACAGUUUUGCGCGGGGGUACUUCCGCCUCUCGCACCGGGACGAAGUUGCACGGAAUUUCUUGGAAAAGGGGGUCAUCGAUCAGCCUAAUGUCCCUCGAUCAGAGGUUACCCAGGGAAAGGUAUACAGGGUGCUAGUUCCCUUGUACCCGGCUGCAUUCUUGUUUGAUAAGGGUCAAUCUUUGAGUCUGGAGAUUGGGCAUGUGAAUACGCCAGCUACGAUUCCGCCGAUGAGGCAUGAGGGUGGGGAUCGGACUGCGGAGCGGUUUGCGGGGGAUAAUGUCAUUUUUUCGCAUGGGAGGUUGAUUUUGCCGCGGGUGCGGAGGUGA